This is a messenger RNA of Strongylocentrotus purpuratus (purple sea urchin), 635 nucleotides long. Its product is annotated as solute carrier organic anion transporter family member 4A1-like. The transcript has 4 exons. Gene Ontology annotation, biological process: transmembrane transport; sodium-independent organic anion transport. The record is from RefSeq and is a predicted model, not a curated record. NCBI's taxonomy places the organism in Eukaryota, Metazoa, Echinodermata, Echinoidea, Camarodonta, Strongylocentrotidae. Gene Ontology annotation, cellular component: membrane. The annotation marks the transcript as partial.
CGUGGGUAUCGGUGCAUCCCAGUGGGUGGGAGCCUGGGGCUAGGCUUCCUCUUCACCGCAAUUGCAUCUUUCAUCAUCGCCAUUCCGUUGAGCUGCUUUCCGCACGAGUUGCCAGGGACGCAGACGGUCCGGGCCCAGCGCGAGUCCCAGGCCCACGCCAAGUCGGACCGGUCGGGCAAGGCCAGCCAGAAGGAGUUCGGUAAAGCCUGGCGUGACUUCCCCUCGGCACUCCGCAUCAUGGUCAGGAAUCCACCUUCAUGGCCGUGGCUGUCGCACUGGCCGCUGACAACCUCUUGCUUACUGGAGUGGGGACUUUUCUGCCCAUCUACUUGGAGGAACAGUGGUAUGGUCUGCAUCGCCGGCUGUGGCGCCCUAUUCGUGGGCGGCUGGUUGAUCAAGAGGCUUCGGCUCAAAGUGCUAGGCAUGCUCAAGUUUGUCAUGGGGACUCUUACUGCCAAUGCACUGCUAACCCUGACGCUGUUCCUGACGUGCCCGGAGAUACCACUGGCAGGCGUGUACCAACACUACGCAAACGACAGUGCUGUAUCGGUCGUGCGCCUGGACGACCCGUGCAACGACGGAUGCCACUGCUCGACCACGCCCUUCGCACCAGUCUGCGGCAGCAAUGGCGUCAU